AUGUUCACCAAGACCUUCUCAUUACUCACCCUCGCUGCUCUCUCAGCUCAUGCCAUUGUCACUCCCACUUCACCAGAUAGCAACACCGUGGUGAAAGUAGGAGACAAGAUCGAGGCUUUGUGGACGGUCGAUUCGGUAGAUAAUUGGAAUGAUGUUACCAUCCAGUUGAUGACGGGUGAUAACUUACAGAUGGUCGCCCUCGCAACCGUUGCCGAAGGUAUUGACGGUACCACAGUAUCGUCCUAUUCUUUCGAUGCUCCUGAUGUGUCUCCUUACUCCAAGAUCUACUUCUUACAAUUCACCAAUGGCGGUGUGACAACUAACGCUACUUGGACUACCCGAUUCACCAUCGCCGGUGCUGAUGGAUCUACCACCGAGCCAGAGAACAGUACCGUCUACUCGGGUACUACCGUACAGUGGGGUACCGGUACCCUCCUCUCAUCCGUAUCAACCGACGGUUCCUCCUCUUCCAACUCCACCUCUACCGGUACCACGUCCAGCUCCAACUCAACUUCUGAAUCCAACGUAUCAACCGUCUCCGUCUCCGAUACCGCUUCAAGCACCUCCGCCUCAGCUUCUGAGUCAACUUUCACUUCUGGAACUGCUUCCGGCUCUGGGUCAAAGACUGUCGCCGCUGCUGCCGCCACAUCCGCCUCCGCUUCAUCUUCCUCGUCGUCUAGUGGGGCGAGCAGAAACCAGGUUGGUCUUGGUGCAAUCGUGUUCGCUGGAUUACUUGGUUUAGUGAUGUUAUAA
Molecule: messenger RNA, 753 nt
Organism: Kwoniella botswanensis
Lineage: Eukaryota; Fungi; Basidiomycota; Tremellomycetes; Tremellales; Cryptococcaceae
Exons: 5
Coding region: 1-753 (250 amino acids)
Source: RefSeq, a predicted model, not a curated record